AUGGCAGCCACUGAGUUCUCUAUCCAACUGGCCUCCCCUCUAGACGCCCCGGUCCUCGGCAAAGUAAGCGGCGAUUCUUUCCUCACCGAUCGCCAUACUCAAAUGAAAGGCCUCGGAAAAGAUCCAUACAAUCUGGAGAAAUCAAUGGCAGCAGACAUACCCCGGCAAGCGACAUCGCCGAAUAUUGUCCUCCUAAAAGCAGUGGACAAUGUGUCUGGCGAAAUUGCAGGCUGGGUAUCAUGGGGCUUUCGAGGAUUCACAAAUGAACAAAUUGCAGACAUACGUCCUGGUGUCGUGAUUCCAACGGUAAAAACCGCUCCGGAACCUCCUGCAGAAGGGAAGAAAAUACCUGCAACAAAUAACCUGGUCAAGGCAGAAACAGACGCCAUUGAGGAUGAUCCAAUCAAGCAGCUAGAAACCAUGACGGACGCAGAUCUAAAAGACUGGAUGGACAAACUUAUGCCGGACGGCGCCAGGUGUAUGUUUGUCAUCUCCCUCUGUGUGGCGCCCAAAUGGCAGUCGCAAGGAGUAGGAUCCGCGCUCUUGCAGUGGGGCACAGACAGAGCAGAUGCAGCAGGAGUCUUCAUGUGGGUACACUCGUCGGCGGAUGCGUGGCGAAUGUAUGGGAAACAUGGAUUUGAAACCAUUGGCACACUCGAUAUCGACUUGGAUCAGUAUGCUCCUGCGCCCUCGUCGGAUAAUGAGGGGAGGUGGGGGCAUUAUAUGUUUCGGUAUAUGAAGAGGGUACCUCACGUUAGCCAGGAAUAA
Aspergillus tanneri is the source of this 768-nucleotide messenger RNA. Its product is annotated as GNAT family N-acetyltransferase. Lineage: Eukaryota; Fungi; Ascomycota; Eurotiomycetes; Eurotiales; Aspergillaceae. The transcript has a single exon. The record is from RefSeq and is a predicted model, not a curated record. The coding region runs from base 1 to 768 and encodes 255 amino acids. Gene Ontology annotation, molecular function: acyltransferase activity, transferring groups other than amino-acyl groups.